CGGCGCGGCGCGUGACGUAAUCCGCUAGGGCUGGAGUGCGGCGGUGGUGGCGACCUUGGCGUCGGCAGUCCGUGCCAGAUGAGCCGGCCGUGGCAAGUACUGCGCGCCCUGCGCCUGCGGUUCUUCGGACCUGCCAAGGAGCUCGUGGGUACCGACCAGUUCGGCAACAAGUACUACCGGGUGCCUAAGCACGAGACGCGCGCAGGGCAGAUUAUACCAGAAAGAAGAUUUGUAGAAGCAAUAAAUCGUGAACCAUAUCAGUAUCAAACGGGUGACUUUCCAACAGAAUGGGAAGCAUGGAUAAGAAAAAAAAGAAGUGAUCCACCCACCAUUGAGGAGAUUCUUAAGAAUGAAAAUUACAGAGAAGAAAUGAAACAGAAAAUCAAAGAUGUAGCUGAAAAGGAGAAGCUGCUUCAGGCCAAGGAGUACAAGGAGGGACUCGUUGCUGAACCAGUUCAGACUCGUAUUAGAGGCCAUGCAUCAGCUCCAUACUAUGGAAAGAAAGAGCCUUCGCAAGAUCCAACCAGCACUGCAAGUACCUUUCAGCCAGGCUCCUGGAUGCCAUCAGGCAAUAGUAGUGGUCAUAAUAAAAAACACAAUGGGGAUGUGUAGAUGGCACUAAAUGGAUAAAUAGUUUAACAGACAACAUAACCAGCUUUUAUAUAAAAGUGGAUAUGCAAUAAAGUAAUAUUAAGGCAGUUUAUUUUUGCAGAACUGUUCAAAGGGGCUUGAUCACAACAAACUGUUGUAAAAUGUUUGAGUUUAAUGAAAACCAGCAUGUGUUACAAAGUUUGGUUUUGACAGCUACUGUUCAUCUGUUACUCUUGAAAUCACAGGCAGAAGGCUUUCUAGCAAACUUCAUUUUCUUAAAUAAUUCUUUUUCCUUAAAGACUCAUUUUCUUUAAAAAUCUUAAUAAUGUAAUAAAUGUUAGUGAAAUCAGUACACUCAAAUUUUCCCAAACCUAGGCAUUAGUUAGCAGUAUUUUUUUCCAGAAUGCUUGUUAAUUGCCUUGGCAGCACAUGUGCUUUCCUCUGGCAUGUGGAUGGAAAAAUUGAUGUCAUUGACAAGAAUCACUAGGAUGCUAUGCUGAUGAUGCAUUCUACUGAUAACACAUCCUUGUAACUUAAAACAAUCAAUGUACUUGAAUAGUGUUUGGUUUGCAGCCAUCAGUAAGCACAGGAUAAAAUAAGGCAGAGUUAAAGCACAUAUAAGCACUAUGUAGUAGAGGUUAAAGCUGCUGGAAGACAACACAGGGUUUUGGGCAAGGCACUGUCAUCAAUAUUUUAAAAAAAGAACAAACAAAAAACCAACCCCCCCUUUUUUUUUUUUUAUUUCUGCUGUACAUGGGGAUUUCUUUACUCUUUGGCCAGAGGUUGCAGAGUAUUUGCUUAGAAAUUGUUUGGGAACUUCAGUCAAAAUAAAGACCACGUAACUUUUUGGAAAAAA
This is a messenger RNA of Pogoniulus pusillus (Red-fronted tinkerbird), 1447 nucleotides long. RefSeq names its product NADH:ubiquinone oxidoreductase complex assembly factor 2 (gene NDUFAF2). Bases 79 to 612 code for a protein of 177 amino acids. The record is from RefSeq and is a predicted model, not a curated record. Lineage: Eukaryota; Metazoa; Chordata; Aves; Piciformes; Lybiidae. Gene Ontology annotation, cellular component: mitochondrion; membrane. Gene Ontology annotation, biological process: mitochondrial respiratory chain complex I assembly. The transcript has 4 exons.